Serpula lacrymans var. lacrymans S7.9 is the source of this 1443-nucleotide messenger RNA. RefSeq lists its product as uncharacterized. Gene Ontology annotation, biological process: L-threonine catabolic process; L-serine catabolic process. Lineage: Eukaryota; Fungi; Basidiomycota; Agaricomycetes; Boletales; Serpulaceae. Gene Ontology annotation, molecular function: pyridoxal phosphate binding; threonine deaminase activity; L-serine ammonia-lyase activity. The transcript has 6 exons. Bases 120 to 1307 code for a protein of 395 amino acids. The record is from RefSeq and is a predicted model, not a curated record.
GAUACAAUCCCACUGCAAUCAGCUUGCGGUUUCAAGACAUAGACACUAUAACAAGUCGCUGGAAAGCUUUAUGGGCCUUGUGGUGAAUAUACGAGACCUCAGCUACAUUGUGUUACCAGAUGUCUGCAAAUGUAUUUCCCGAAAAACUUUGGCUUGAAACGCCCUUGAUUUACUCCAGCCACAUUUCAAGCAAACUUGGAUGUUCAGCAUACCUCAAACUUGAGAACUUGCAACCCUCCCAGUCUUUCAAAUUUAGGGGCCUAUCCCACUUUGCUCAGCACGCAAAGGCACAACAUGGACCAUCCGUACAUCUCUUAGCGGCUUCGGGGGGUAAUGCAGGUGUAGCUGUAGCCCUUGCAGCACAUGCCCUCGGAGUACGUUGCACCAUUUACCUCCCGGAAGGCGUCGGACGAGAAAUACACGACAUUUUAAAAAUGCAUGGCGCGAACGUCAUCGCCGCAGGGAAACGCUACUCCGAAGCUUUGCAAAAGUUGCUUGAAGACAUGAAAAAAGACUCCUCCGCCGUGUUGGUCCCCGCAUACGAUGAUCCACUGGUGUGGGAAGGGCAUAGCUCCAUGAUCACAGAGAUAAAAACGCAGCUCGCAAAGAAACCAGACGCGAUCUUUUGUAGUGUGGGUGGCGGUGGCCUUUUGGGAGGUGUCAUCCAGGGCUGCAAACAGACUGGUUGGGAAGAUGUCCCAGUUGUAGCGUUGGGAACACAUGGGGCCAACUGCUUCUACCACUCUGUCUCAUUAAACACUUGGAACUCCACUUCAGCAUCCACAGACCCAGUUGAUAUAGUCGCAGUAGCAGAGAAUGCACCUUACGACGUGGUUCUUGACCCAGAACACGACGUCACCAUCACUCAUUUGCGUGAACUUACGUCCCGUGCAUCUUCCUUGGCAGCAACAUCACCUUCAGCAGGAGUAGUCAAGUUGGCCAUAGAAAGACCUGGCGGAGUAAAAUGUGUAUGUGUUCCCGAUGAAAUGAGCAUGUGGGCUGCAAGAACUUUUGCAGAGGACCACAAGUUUCUCGUAGAGCUGGCGUGCUCGACGACGCUCACCGCCGCAUAUAAUUGCGACUUGUUCUCCCAUCUUGUGACUGAUGCCCCCACGACUGUUUCUGGAGCAUCAUCAUCUGAGUUGAAUAAGGCGAAGAGGGAGAAGACUGUCGUCUUUAUUGUCUGCGGCGGUAUCAAAGUAUCCCUCGACGAAAUGACAGAAUACCGUACACUUGAGGCUGCGAUAGAGGCCGAUAGAGAGUGGGAAGUAGCUUGUAACGGCGAGAGAAUACGCGUGAAAAAGUAGGAAGUUUUACUUAGUAGAAUUUGAUACCAAUAAAAAUACAAAUACACACAAGGAAAUUAGAUGCGCAUUCUGAUGAUGUAUAUGCAUGUACUUACCUAUAUAUAUAUCUUCAACGAACGAGAUUGGCGUAAGGUUC